Molecule: messenger RNA, 531 nt
Organism: Bombyx mori (domestic silkworm)
Lineage: Eukaryota; Metazoa; Arthropoda; Insecta; Lepidoptera; Bombycidae
Exons: 4
Coding region: 1-531 (176 amino acids)
Biological process (GO): sensory perception of taste
Cellular component (GO): membrane
Source: RefSeq, a predicted model, not a curated record
AUGAGCUCAGCGAAGAAAAGGAAACUUAAAUAUUUCGAUAUUUUCAAACAGUUCGAAAAAUGGACGGACGCUUAUAUGAACGUCAAAAGGAGUGCGAAUUUAUGUGACACCGUUUUUCGCGCACAACUAGCAAUUAUGAUUACCACAAUAACUUUGUACUACAUCAUCCUGUUGUAUGGCAUCACAAGUUUUAAUAUUGAACGCGGUAAGUUUUCAGUUGUGAAAUCGCUAAGCUAUUUAAUAUCGUUAUUUGGCUUUCUGAUUGCAUUGUUACUACUCUCUAAAGCCGGACAACGUAUUCAGAAAAGCGCCGAAAAUUUGAGAAGGAAGCUGAGCAAGUUCUUGUUACAUUCACUUGAAGAUCCAGAAUUUCACAGAGCAGCAACAAAUCUGCUAAGAUUGGUUUGCACUCAUCACAUAAAAAUGCGAUGUUUCGGCUUCAUUGACAUAGACAUGACUCUGUUACCGUCCUGCUUGAUGUUCGUCACAUCUUACACUGUUAUAGCUUUACAAUUUAAUAAUGUGGUUUAA